Bradysia coprophila is the source of this 1032-nucleotide messenger RNA. RefSeq names its product trypsin-1-like. The record is from RefSeq and is a predicted model, not a curated record. Gene Ontology annotation, molecular function: serine-type endopeptidase activity. Lineage: Eukaryota; Metazoa; Arthropoda; Insecta; Diptera; Sciaridae. Gene Ontology annotation, biological process: proteolysis.
UUUAAUGUGAAAAUAUUUUACUCUGUUACAAGUCACCGACCGAAAAGUGCACAAACGAACGUCCCAAAAUAUUAUUUUUUAAUAAAGUAUUUUCUAUCAGACCAUAAAAAUGUUGCUCAAGGCACCGAUAGCUGUGCUAGUGGUGUCAUUAUUUGUUGCUGCAGCACGAUGUGAAAGUGAAAGUUUACUUCCUCUGGUUACUGGCGGAACAGCUACAGUUGUAGGUCAAGCACCGUAUGUGGUAUCGAUCCGAAGACAAUCAGCCAUUGGCGAAACGACUAAUUCAUACUGCUCUGGAACAAUCGUCAAUGCGAACCAUGUAGUCACCUCGGCUACAUGUGUCCACGAUGUCACUUUCAACCUGAUAAAUCCAUUCUGGUUUCGUAUAAUAGCUGGUGACCUGAACAUUAUCGUACCGUCAUUCCAACGAUUCACAACCAGAGCGUCCCACAUUUAUACGCAUCCUGAUUAUAGAUUCAAUCCGCCAAGAAAUAGCGUCGCAGUUAUGAGAACCUUGGAACCGUUUCCUGUCCCAAGCAACAAUAUAGAUUUCGCAGUACUAAACACGGUUCCAUUGGCUAUUGGCCACAAUUGUCGUUUUAUUGGAUGGGGAUCGCAGACAAACAUUGGUGCCACGCUUGCCACACAACGCUGGGUAAAUGCUCCGAUUAUCGCAUGUGGCGGCGCAACUAUUGAUACAAAUAUGUUUUGUGCUGGAUCACUAACAGUAACCAACCCGCCUUCUGGUGUGUGUGCUGGAAAUUUGGGGGGCGGUUUAUUCUGUGACGUUAAUGGUUGGUGGGAAUUCACUGGCAUUCUAGCUGGUGGUAUCGGCUGUGGAGAUGCAAAUGUAGCCGGUCAAUACAUGCAAGUCAGAGAUUUUGCACCGUGGAUAAAUCAACAGUUUACACGGACUGAUGCAACGAAUCCUGGAAUUCCUGUGCAAGCACCUGCACCAUAAACGAGACUUUAGAUAGUUAAGCACUGGAUUUCUUUUUCAAUUCUUUAAAUAAACUGAAUCCGAAGUCAUUA